UAAUAGCGUCCCCACCCUCCAAGUUCACCGGACUGAUCGUGCCAUGGCCAUUUUCCCAUGAACCUCUUGAGAUCGUCUUCGGCUGCUCCAAGGCCUAGGUCGGCAAUGCGGGUAUCCGCUGACCCGGAUGAUAUGGAAGACCUCUUGCGACAUGUGCGUCGUGGUGUGGAGGCUCGCACGCAGACACAGGUUGAACAGGAGAGUGCGAAGAGCAAUUCCAAGCCGCAUGUUCCUGCCCGAGGUCAAUCAAUUGCUCAGGAGGGUGAACCCUCGCUAGCUCCCCGCUCCGCUGUGCGGGGCCGCUAUGUCUUCAGCGGUCAGGUGCUGGGCCCUCCCGGAAGAGUCGAGGGUGAUGGUCUGCCGUCGCCACGUCCUUUGGACUUUGCAAGGCGACCUCGCCGCACAGAGGAGAACAGCCAUGGGUCGUCCUUCCACGCACGGCAGGCUGCCGAGGCCAUGGCCGUGGAGUGCAGUGAAGUGGACUCUAGCUGAGUUCGGCAGUGUGAUCCCAUUGGAAGUUUGUGGAACUUUGGGCCAGUCAGUGGCCAAAAGUCGAGGAGACAAGAUUUUCGGAGGUGGGUGUCGGUCAAAACCCUGGUGCCCCCCCUCUUUGCGAGAUAUGAUCGACCUAGAAAGAUUGUAUUUAGGAUUUUGAAGAAAAC
This is a messenger RNA of Durusdinium trenchii, 662 nucleotides long. The record is from the annotation of a GenBank genome assembly. Lineage: Eukaryota; Dinophyceae; Suessiales; Symbiodiniaceae.